GUUAAAUUACAAGAAAAUGAUAAGUUAGGGUAACUAGUUUAUAACGAAAAUCCAGCUAUAGAUUUGGCAGUCUGUUUAGCGUGCUUUAAAAUGUAUCUUUAGAAAACUUACGACAUCAUUCCUAUAAGUUUAACUUAGAUUUAGAUCAAAUAAGAUCUAGUUGCUGGAGCGUAGAAUGAGAUUUAUAGGAAGGUGCCUAAACUUAAGACAUACGAGGCAAUUCUUCGUUACAGUUUACACUUUUAGUUUUAUUGAUACUGAUAGUAUUACUAAUAGUAAAUAGUCAAUACCAGUACUACCUGAACAUUGAUUUACUAUUCAAACUGUAAUACACAGUAAUAAGCUGAUUUCUGAUUGGUCUUUCUAUGUUAUUGUUUAACGGAUGUUUAAGGUUUUGAAAUUUCAAGUAUGGUUAACUGUUAAGACUUAAGAUUAAGAAUAUAACUUGGUAAAAGUUAGAAAUAGUAGUAGUACUGGAACUAGUGGUAGCCAAGCUGUGAACUGAAAACCAGGAUACAAUAAUCAGUAAUAUAACUAUAUUAAUUUAUUCCUUAAUAACAGUAGUAAGUUUAUGUACAAUUUAAACUAGUGAGAGAAGUCUCAACUUCAGUUCUGAUAUUGAUGUUAGCAUAUUGCCAUGGAUGUGCUUACAAAGCGUAUGGUAUACAAUUUAAGACUUAAGCAACUGUCUUCAGUGUUCUUAUUACUGUUAAAGUUAUUAUAGGGUCAUGCCACAUUAUAUUUAUAGUAAUUACGUUUUCUGUUUGUGGUAUCAUUUGAAUUAAUUAUACAAGGACUUGCAAGGCCUUAGACUUCAGAAGAAGAAACCAUUGAAUCACAUGAAAAGUAGAGUGUGUUUUACCUCUCUUAAAAAUUGAAAUGGGGGCAAUGUCAUCUACUGGAUAUCAUUCUUCUGAUUCCAUGUCAUCCAUUCAAACAUCUAGUGAGUCAAGUGCUGUUGUUCCAGGAUCCAGUAAUCUCUCUUCAGACCUGACUCAAAAUUUGGGUGUUCAACUUGGAAUAGGAAAGGAAAAGAAACGUAAGGCAGCACCACUUGUGUUGUCUACUUUAAGAAAGAGGUUUAUUAGAAAAUGCAGAACAAGUAAAUUAUUUGAUCACAGUCAGGUUUUUCGUGAAUUUUUAGAAGAAUGGAGCCUAAGGGAUAUUGCUUUGCUUGUAGAACACUAUGAAGCACAAAUUGCAUUGAGGGAACUCGCACUACAAGCAGAUUUAGCUCGUCCAUCCGCUAGAAGUUGUCAGCAAGACUUGGGCCUCAUUUAUGAAAGUAAGUUCUCCUCUGAUAUUGAAUUAAUAUACAAAGGGAGAUGUUUUCCAGCUCACAGAGCAAUCUUGUGUAUAAGAUGUCCUUUCUUUCGAGAAAUGCUGUGCGAUCCACUGUCGUGUGGAAGUCAGGUAGCCAUUGAAAUUGACAUUCCUGGUGUUAGCUUUGGUAUGUUUAAUGAACUACUGAGGUAUCUCUAUACGGGAGAGCUGUCUGUUAAUGAAAAAUAUGAAGGCUAUGUCGAUACACUAAUACAACUGAGUGAGCAGUUCGGAAUUCCUAAUCCUCUCAAAGAAGAUAUGAAGUACCUAAUGUCCAGUAGACUAUUUACUGAUGCUUGUCUUGUGUUCCGUCAUUCGUCUGGAACCUCGUUUAAAAGAGAAAACAGUAUCAUAGCAUCAUGUAGUUUAACUUCUAAAGUAGGUCUUUCACCUGGUGUUCAAGUGCACGAGCUAGAGGAUGAAAUACCGUGCCAUAAGGUAGUUUUGUCAGCAAGAUCACCCUUCUUUCGAAAUGUAAUACAACGAUACCAGAAGAGGUCCACUGAAAUGAAGGAGCCAGCGAUCAUGCAGAUAGUUUUAGAUGAUGGCAUUGUACCCAGACGAUAUGCAAAAAUUUUACUUUUUGCUCUUUAUUGUGAUACCUUUGAUUUACUUUCCUUGCUCACUGAAACAGAAAAAUAUAACAGUGCAGCAUCUUCGGAAGGAAGCAGUACUUCUUUAACCCACAGUUAUCAACAUUCACUCGUUAAUCAGUUGGUGGAACUGUAUGAAGUUGCCCAGCUACUAGAAAUGGAUUCUCUUGUAUAUGGAUGUGAAGAUCUUUUAAUAGAAAACUUAAGCCAGGAGAACCUUAGCCAGAUCCUACAGUGGAGUGAACAGCCACACGGUUCCCAGUGGGUUCACCGUCAAGCCAUGAAUUAUCUGCGAGAAGAAUUUUCAACGCUGGUAGCAUCUGGAAUGUUUGUUCAUCUAGAGAAACAUCACCUUAAAAAAGCUAUUACAUCAGAUUUUCUACAGGCAAGUGAGCUGGAGGUUUUACAAGCAGUACUUCGAUGGGGCGAAGCUCAGCUGUGUAAGCAAAGUGGAGAUAGAGAACCAGUAGUAACAACUCCACAGCCAGUUUAUAUGGUUGGCCGUAAAGGGCCCAGAAGAAGAGACUUUUGUUUUGCUGAGCUAAGAGAUAUCAUCUCUGAUUUGAUUUGUUUUGUAAGAGUCGAUCACAUCUUGCCACCAGAGAGCGAUUUACUAGCAAAUGCUGUGAAACGAGGCUUAUUCCCUUCCCCUCCGUCAUGCAUGCUGGACGAUGAUCACUUGCAAGGUAGUGGGGUGUAUCACAGAAUAGCAUCUUGGAUUCGAGGAAGGAAGGGUGGUCCAGUGAGCCUUCCGAGACUGUUUUCUCCCUACGUGGAAGAAGCACGGGCUUGGCUUGACGAGCACUCGGCUCGAGAGCUGGAGCCGUGGACCUCCUCACAUAGUACCGAGUGUCAGCCAACAGGAGACAGACCUUCUGUAUGUAGAAGUUCUGGAUUUCAUACAACAGACUCAGCAGAGGGUAUUGAGUUUUUGGAUGGAAAUGUACCAGUUCCGAGUGAUGCUACCUUAAGAUUAAUGAGGAAGAGAGAACAAGAACUACGACAUUCUCAAAGUGCUAGACAAGCAUUUUCUUAUAAACAGGUCCGUUGUGAGGCCACAAAAUUGAUUCAACUUCAAGUUGUUCGUGAAUUUGGACUCCCAGAUUCGGUGGUUGAGGUACUUCACAGACCUAUGUAUCUGUUUGUUGAGGAGCUAAAUGAUGGAGACCGCAGACUCGCAACUUGUUCGGUACAUCAGGAACCUGGUCGAACUGGUGGUAAUUUCAGUUCAUUUGUUGGUGAUUACAGUUCUCAUGAAGUCCAGUGGGGCUAUCAGGCUUCAGGUGGAGAUAUGACAAGCUACCUGCGUAGUAACAUUCCAGACAUUGCUAUAGCAACAACAACAUUGAGCAAGAUCCACAUAGCAACAGAUAACAGUCCUGAUGUACAGUCUUGAGGAUAGGUCUCUGUUGUAGUUACUGGUGGUUAAUAGUCAUGUUGUAAAGACUUAAUGCAGCUUUUUUGUAAUUUAUUACAUUGAGUUAGUCUGCAAUGAGUACAGAGGCCUAAAUCUGCAGGGUUUGACUGCUUAAUACACCCACCAUCAUUUUUAAACUGCUGGUAAUGAUGGUACAUAUACUGGUGUAAAGUAAACAUUUCAACCUGUAAAUAUAAAACUUAAAAAAUGUAUAAAGUUGAAUAUGGUUGCAGAUGCAAGUUGUUAUGUAAGGCUCUCUCUAAUUAGUGCAUUUAUCAUCCACAGGUUUAUAUAGAUAAAGACUGGCAUCUGUUAAUGCCUUAUUUUGACAUCAAAAUUAUACUUUUUUCUGUUAAUAGGGGGAGCACUUUAAAGGUUUUUGAUUUAGCCAAUGAGCAUUAAUGACAUACGACUAAUAUUUUUGUCUUGACCUAGCCAGUUCCCCCGUGCUACAUCAUCACAUGUUUCAUGUGUUAUGGAUAAUUUGAGUGGACCAAUUUUCACUAAAUUAAACAUUUCUCGCUAUAAACAUUUCUCAUUGACUCGUGUAGUCACCUUGAACCCAUGAAUUCUUUGUGGAAGAAAAUAUUUUGUAAAGUUUGUUCUCAUGUCGAGAGUGUAUUAUAUAUAUGUACAAAAUUUAGCUAAGCAUUCACUUACUACAGACUUAAUACCUUUCUGUUUAUUCAGGUUAAGGUACUAGUGCAGUAUCUCAUCACAAGAGAUCUGCAUUGUUUCGAUCUCAUCCAGUUGAAGUCUCUUGUUAUUUAUAGAAUCUCGCUUGUGCUACAACAUUAAGAUAACUAAUUUGGCUUGUAUCAUGUUAAACUUUAUUACACUGGUGUUUUAGUUUUUUAUAAUCUUUUUUGUAUUACUUAAAAUUUUCCGAGGCUUUGUGACUUUUUUUUUCAAAUCAACUUUGAAUACAAACUAGAUAUUCAUUCUUUGGUAAAUGUUCUAUUGUAUGAUUAGUGAAAACCACAAAGAUUAUGUUUGUAUUCUCACUUCUUAUAAUGACAAACAUAUAUAUACACAUUUUUGUAAAGGUUUCAUUCUGCUCAUUGAAGUAUUACAGUCAUUUUGUGACACUGUUCUUAGUACUGGUGUGUACAUGAGUCUCAGGAUAAAGAUGAUUUAAUGAUAAAAUCUCUUAUCAAAAUAACCAACAGCAUCUUUACAAAAUACAGUAAAACUCAACGUUACAGUGCAACGUUUGAACAUAAAUUGGUUUGUAUGUUAGGUGUGUUAUCAAGUAAUCAAAACCUUGAAUUCCAUAACCUGGGGUAAUCUCUUAUCAAAACAACCAACAGCAUCUUUACAAAAUACAGUAAAACUCAACGUUACAGUGCAACGUUUGAACAUAAAUUGGUUUGUAUGUUAGGUGUGUUAUCAAGUAAUCAAAACCUUGAAUUCCAUAACCUGGGGUAAUCUCUUAUCAAAAUAACCAACAGCAUCUUUACAAAAUACAGUAAAACUCAACGUUACAGUGCAACGUUUGAAUAUAAAUUGGUUUGUAUGUUAGGUGUGUUAUCAAGUAAUCGAAACCUUGAAUUCCAUAACCUGGAGUAAUACCAAGAAUAUACUGUUUUUAAUGUGAUUCUAAACAAAACAGUAGAAGAAAGGAAAUGAUUAAUGCUUGUUGCUUUUUUUCAUUGUUGAUAAACCGAUAAUAAAUAUAAUUUAAUCAUUUGUUCA
Messenger RNA from Limulus polyphemus (Atlantic horseshoe crab), 5028 nucleotides. RefSeq names its product BTB/POZ domain-containing protein 7-like. The record is from RefSeq and is a predicted model, not a curated record. The coding region runs from base 880 to 3312 and encodes 810 amino acids. Gene Ontology annotation, biological process: morphogenesis of a branching epithelium. Gene Ontology annotation, molecular function: protein binding. The transcript has 7 exons. Lineage: Eukaryota; Metazoa; Arthropoda; Merostomata; Xiphosura; Limulidae.